AUGUCUUCAGGAUACGGUCAUGGAUCAUAUAGACAGUCAUAUGGCUCGAGCCCAGGGGAACAUAGUAUCGGCAGUGGCUGGAUGUCCGAGUCGCCUAUUAACAGUCACUCACCAACUGGAAGCGCUGGUUCCACUUCACAGGGCUCUUCUAAACAAUACGUUAGGCAGUCGGUGAGACCAGUCACAAUAGCUCAGCUACUGUCUGUAGCAUAUGAUACAACUGACUCGAUAAUGAAGAUUGAUGGUCAAGAAGUUUCAGUGGUGACAUUUGUCGCAUGGAUUAGAUCUUCUAACGAACUUACAACCGAUACAAACUACAUAAUGGAUGACGGAACCGGUUGCAUUGAUGUUCGAUACUGGCUUCAAAACGAUAAACCAGAAGAGGUAUCUAAGCCUAAUAUAAGUAAAGAGACGUAUGCCCGAGUCUUUGGCCAGAUAAAGAAUUUCGGGGAGAAACGCCAGGUCAUUUCAUUUUGCGUUAGGCCUGUGACAGAUUUCAACGAGAUAACGCAACAUACACUUGAAGUCAUUGAAGCACAUUUACAUGCAAAACAUGGGCAUCUUGUGAGUGACGGUUUUAUUAUCAUUACGUUUCCGCUUUUUUUAUUAUUUACAGUUCUGUUAUCUGUUGACGGCCACAUGGGCGGAUACAGUUACAACAAAGACGAAGUAUCGGAUAGACGAAACAACGAUCUGUUUAAGAAACCUUUGCAUCGCGAGAUUCACGAUAUAGUAAAGCAGAUUCAAUCGAAGAAUGUUAUGGAUGAUGGUGUUGGUGUCAAUAAGAAAGAAAUUAUUGAAAAACUAAAGAACUCUCAUGGAGCAAAUGCCGUCGAUAAUGGUAUUCAAUGGCUUAUCUCGGAAGGACUUUUGUAUGCUACCAUUGAUGACGAUCAUGUUAAACUUACGACAGAAUCUUAA
Messenger RNA from Paraglomus brasilianum, 921 nucleotides. The record is from the annotation of a GenBank genome assembly. NCBI's taxonomy places the organism in Eukaryota, Fungi, Glomeromycota, Glomeromycetes, Paraglomerales, Paraglomeraceae.